This is a messenger RNA of Trachymyrmex cornetzi, 1657 nucleotides long. Its product is annotated as ABC transporter G family member 23. Gene Ontology annotation, cellular component: membrane. The transcript has 11 exons. Gene Ontology annotation, molecular function: ATP binding; ABC-type transporter activity; ATP hydrolysis activity. The record is from RefSeq and is a predicted model, not a curated record. The coding region runs from base 62 to 1657 and encodes 531 amino acids. Lineage: Eukaryota; Metazoa; Arthropoda; Insecta; Hymenoptera; Formicidae.
AGCUUUUUAACAUAAUUAAAUCGCUCGAUCGCUGAUCAAACACUCAUCAUCAUUUUGGAAAAUGGUGCAACAAGAAGCAGUGAUCGUAAGAAACGCCAUAAAGCGCUAUGGGAAAGGACAGUUGGUGCUUGACGGUCUGAAUAUGACCGUUUCAAGAGGUUCUAUAUAUGGAUUGUUGGGAGCGAGCGGAUGCGGCAAAACCACUCUGCUGUCCUGCGUCGUCGGGGUUCGAUAUCUUGAUAGUGGAGAGAUAUGGGUCUUGGGGGGGAAUCCGGGCAGCAAGGGCUCUGGCAUCCCCGGACCUCGAGUGGGUUACAUGCCGCAAGAGAUCUCUUUGGUCGGAGAGUUCUCUGUGAACGGUGCUUUAUAUUAUUUCGGCAGGAUCAACGGGCUCGACGAUGAAGAGAUCGAGACAAGACAGAAGUUCUUUUCGGAUUUGCUCCAACUACCCCCAACGGAUCGCUUAGUGAAGAACAUGAGUGGAGGUCAGCAAAGAAGGGUUUCCUUUGCUGCCGCAUUGAUCCAUAGGCCCGAACUCUUAAUCCUGGACGAACCCACUGUGGGCUUAGACCCAAUUUUAAGGGAGAACAUUUGGGCCUACUUGAUCCAAAUCACGCAAAAGGAAGGUAUCACUGUGCUAAUCACGACGCACUACAUCGAAGAAACUAAAGAUGCUAAUAAAAUUGGUUUGAUGAGAUGUGGUAAAUUGUUGGCGGAAUCGGCGCCGCAAAAAUUACUGGAGCGAUUUCAAUGCUCGUUCUUGGAGGAGGCUUUCCUGAAACUGUGCGAGGUACAGAAUAAUACUUUGAAUAAUAAAGUUGAAAGAUUCAAAGUAGAAGAUACCAACAGCAACGUCUUGUCUCAAAAUGAAUAUGAACGAACAAAAGUAAUCUCGGAAUACAAAGAGGUUUCGAAACGUCAAAUUUCACGAUUAAAAAUAUUCAAAGCUCUAUUGACGAAGAACGGCAUGCAAUAUUUUCGUUAUUAUGGAGGAUUAGUUUUCGCAAUAAUAUUUCCAAUAAUUCAAAUCUUCGCAUUUAUUAUGGCAAUUGGCGAUGAUCCAAAAGAUUUGAAGAUUGGAAUUGUUAAUGAUGAGGCGGGUACCUGCGGCAGCAACUUUAGCAAUGUUUGGAAUGACGAAAUCACCUGUCACCUUAGCAAUCUCAGUUGUAGAUUUCUAUACAAUUUUGAUGACUCCAUCGCGACACAGGAGUAUUAUGACGAGGUUUCUGAAGCGAGUCAUGUUGUACAAAAUGGUAAACUUAGCGGUUUACUGUAUUUUAGUCAAAACUUCUCAGAAGCUUUGCAGAAACGAAUGGAAGAUGGUGCUUUCACGAAAGAUUCCGAUUUACUCGCCAGUCAGAUUCAAGUUUCCCUUGAUAUGGGUGAUAGACAAAUUGGGCUUUUCUUGCAGAUGAAACUAUUUGAGCGUUUUUUAGAGGUUUAUGAGGAUAUCAUGAAGGACUGUAAAUAUUCGCCAAAAUUGGCCGAUCCACCCAUUCGAGAGCUGUGUAAAGUUACUAACAAUGGAGAAUUAAAACUUAUUGAAAAUGUCUACACCCGAGCAGAAAUGAAUCUAGCCAAUCUGAUUUACCAUCUAGGCACUAGACAGCAUUUACUAGAUAAGAUUUCUAACUCGUCACUGGAUAGUCACUAG